UUGAAAAAUUACGUAAGCAUGGAAAAGUGUUGUUGAAGAUAAAUAGUGGAGAAACAGCACCAUGUUGCGAGAAUGCAAACAUGUUUACAACACGUUUAAGCUGGAUCAUUAAACAUCACUGCAACAUGAGCUACCCAAGAUGGAGUGAUGUACCCCAAGAGCAUAAGGAUGAAUUAAUCGAUCGUGUUCGGGGUGAUUUUGAAUUGGAUUGGGACUUAGAGAACCAUCAAUUGGCUGUGACUAAACAGCUUCGUAAGCGCUUUAAUGCCUUCCACCACCAACUACAUCAGAUAUAUAUGUCAUAUGGCAGCCAUGACGAGGUAUUGGCGACUGGGACUAGUUUGGUCACCCCCCUAGUAUGGUUUAAGCUCUGUGAACGAUGGGGUAGCGAGGCCUUCCAGAAAAUAGCAAGUAAAAAUCGGGACAAUAGAAGGAUGCUGAAAAUUAACCACACAACUGGUCGCAAAUCCUUUGUGAGGAUGCUAGAACAAAAGCGUGCUGAAAAUGCAAAUUUGGUGGACUUCUACAAGGAAACCCACUGGUCCAAGAAGAAAGAUAAAUUUGUGACACCUGCUACCGAAGACAUUUAUAAGGAUAUGGUAGGAAAGCUGGAUAAUUUAGAACCAGACAAACGAACUGAUGAAGCAGCAGCGGGUGUAUUCAGAGAGGUACUUGGGCGUCGACCGGGUUAUGCAAGAGGAAUGGGAGAGAUGGUGAUCCCCGAGUCUACAAGAAAACACUCCUUGGCACGAGAGAAAGAGUAUAUAGCUUUGAUUGAAAAACAUAAGAAAGAGGCUGAAGCUUCCAAGAUUGAGAUGGCGUCAAUGAAGGCAAACAUGGAGGUUAUGAUGGAGAAACAAAAUGAAACCGAUCGUAUGUUGAGGGCCAUCUUAGCUGCGAACCCGUCCCUCAUUAAGUCUCUUCGAGAGACUCAGUGA
Molecule: messenger RNA, 938 nt
Organism: Juglans microcarpa x Juglans regia
Lineage: Eukaryota; Viridiplantae; Streptophyta; Magnoliopsida; Fagales; Juglandaceae
Exons: 5
Coding region: 81-938 (285 amino acids)
Source: RefSeq, a predicted model, not a curated record